This is a messenger RNA of Linum tenue, 397 nucleotides long. The record is from the annotation of a GenBank genome assembly. NCBI's taxonomy places the organism in Eukaryota, Viridiplantae, Streptophyta, Magnoliopsida, Malpighiales, Linaceae.
GGAGUGAGGGACGGGAGAGACUGGGAUCCACCGGCCGUCGCCGCGGAGGAACUCGAGCCCGCCGACGCCGUCCUGCAGCACCACGGUGAAGAGGUUUGGGUCCUUGUGUGGGUGGGAUCCGACUUUCUUGGUCUCGGUGGCCUUGAAGUAGUGGUAAGCUAGCAUUACAUCCCACUGCCUCUCGCUGUUGUAUUGGCGGAGGAGAUCUGGAGGGAGGCCCAGAGCGUCGUUGAUCAGAGUUUCUAUCAAUGGCGCCACCGUCUUGACAAAGUACUCAAAUGUCCUCUCCAUCACCUCCCUGCAAUAUAACGGUUGAUGAAUCUAUCCAUGUGUAGGAAUUUCAUCUUUGUUGGGGGAAAACAAGUUUCAGUUUAGAUCUAAUUGAGGUAGCAAUGAC